Messenger RNA from Ruditapes philippinarum (Manila clam), 1390 nucleotides. RefSeq names its product protein furry homolog-like. NCBI's taxonomy places the organism in Eukaryota, Metazoa, Mollusca, Bivalvia, Venerida, Veneridae. The record is from RefSeq and is a predicted model, not a curated record. The transcript has 4 exons. Bases 1 to 471 code for a protein of 156 amino acids.
AUGACUCCAAACUGUAGACAGGUAAAUGAUAUUUCUGGACAAGUGGAGAGUAUCAAAGGGGAGGUCACUGCUGCCAUGUCAGAGCUAGAGAAUGGUCAGGCAUCACCACUGAAUGUUGACUCCCCUAAACCAGUCACAAAACAAGAUGCAUUCUCCAGUCUUACAGAGUAUAUCAAAAGUCAACAAUACCAAAAAGCAAUACAGCUUGUCAGAUCUUUCAGGACAAUGUGGCCUGGUGACAUGUUUGGACAAUCACAAGAUGAUGACUUAGUUACCCUGCUCAAUGUAUUUUGUAUUGAAAUGGCUGAAAAGAAAACAGGUGUAUUUGUAUUAACAAAGGUGGAGUUUGACAUUGGUUUGUUAUAUAGCCAGUUAUUGGACAUUAAUCAACAAAUUAGAAACUGGACUAUACCCUCUCCUCAACAAUCAUGCACAGGAAACAACGAUUUAUUGGACUCCAGUACAUUAUGAUAGUAUAAAUAUUAAAAGGUUGACAAGAAAACUACAAUUAAUUGGACUUGAAUAAAUAAAAAUAAAAUAAAAAUGAUAAUAUGUAUUCUGAUCAGAACAGAAAACUAUAAUUUACUGGACUCGAGUAAAUAAUGAUGGUGAAAUGUAUUCUGAUCUGGACAGAAAACUACAGUUUAUUGGACUUGAGUAAAUAAUGAUGGUAUCACAGUAUUUAGUAUAUCACAUAUUUUGAUUACAUCAUCAAUAUUUCUUGCUUUGUGAGAGAGUUUAUAAAGAAAGUAAACAUGGCUUACAACACUUUUAAGUGUUGGAAAUUGAGUACCGCUUAAGCUGGUGCUAGAAGGAGUGUGGGAUGAUGCACUUUUUCAGUAUCCCUUAUGUACAGGCUCAAUCAAACAGAGUCUGCAAUUUUCAUGUAAUUUUGUUGUAAUUGAUGCUUCCGAGGGAUCACAUUUUUUUCAGACAAGGAUUGAUUUUAUCUCAUUGUUAAGUGAUUGUUGAAUGUGUAUUAAACUCAGUUGAGAUGUUUAUAUUUUGAGAAUACUAGUAAACUAAUAUGGGAUGAAAUAGAAUAAGUAUACAUCCUUAUUGCUAAAUUUGGGACAAUUUUUGUAUAUUUUUUUAAUGAUAUAUCAUAUGGUAAUGUGUGAACAAAAAUGUAUUUUUUUCUUGUCAAGCACAGUCAUAGUUAUAGUGUGUCACCUGUGCUAGGCUUUUUCUACAUCAAACAAUCAGGGUACCAUUACAUUUCAUAAUUGAGCAAAAUUAAAUUGUUUAAUGUCUACUUAUGAUAUGAUAAAAUGAUAUGUUUUAACAAUUUUCUACAGAGAACAAAAUCAUGUCAUGUUACUUUAUUUGUAAGAAGUGCCAAAUUUGUUGUUUGUCCUUCUAAAUAUGUUAAUGUUAAUUAGAAAGGUUG